Fusarium redolens is the source of this 1134-nucleotide messenger RNA. RefSeq lists its product as uncharacterized. Gene Ontology annotation, molecular function: oxidoreductase activity. NCBI's taxonomy places the organism in Eukaryota, Fungi, Ascomycota, Sordariomycetes, Hypocreales, Nectriaceae. The transcript is spliced from 2 exons. The record is from RefSeq and is a predicted model, not a curated record. The coding region runs from base 90 to 875 and encodes 261 amino acids.
CUCCGCUCAACAGCUUAAGACUUCUGUCAGCUGAGGACAGUCGCAUUUGCCCAUUAUGUCCGCUUAGUUCAUUUAAUCCAUCUCCUAGCAUGGCUGGCACUAUGCAAGCCUGGCAGUACUCAGCUGUCCAGGGCAAGGUGGAAGACAGCAUCUCAGUCAACGAUGUUGCGAAGCCGACCGCAUCUUCUCUCGCCAAAGGGCAGCUCAUUGUCCAAGUCAUCACCGCGGCUCUCAAUCCCGUUGACUACAAAUUCCCUGAAGCGGGAUUCAUUGGGCGCAUGAUGAUUCCGCGCCCUACGACUGUAGGCCUGGAUUUUUGUGGUCGCGUCGUUGCCAAACACCCUUCCAGCAGCGCCUUCGAAGAGGGUCAACUUGUUUUUGGUGCAUAUAAUUCUCUCACUGGGGCGGGCACGCUGUCUCAACAUAUCGUCAUCCCAGAGAAGUUCUGCGCUAUCUUGCCCCCUGGUGUUGAUCCAGACCAUGGCGCAGCUGCUGGGACUGCCGCCAUAACAGCCUAUCAAUCCCUCAUGCCCGACACAUCGAAGUCCGGGGCGAAGAUAUUUAUCAAUGGUGGCAGCGGCGGUACAGGCACUUGGGCGAUUCAGUUCGCAAAGGCCAUGGGCGCUGAAGUCACCGUCACCUGUUCGACUGCGAAUGUGGGCCUAUGCCGAAAACUUGGAGCCGACGAAGCCAUCGAUUACAAAACAGUGGACCUUAUUUCCAGUCUCAAGGAGAAGACUCAUGACUUCGAUCUCGUCAUCGACAAUGUUGGAAUGGAUGAUGAACUGUACAAUAUCCGCGAAGUGCUUCUGAAACCCACAGGAACCUUUGUGCAAGUCGGCAUUCCGGCUGUCACAAACUGUAUCCACUGCUAAGAAGAUCAUAUGGCCAUCCAUAUGCGGCGGCAGGAAAUACUACUUUGUCAACAUAAAGAACAGCGCCGAGUUCUUCACUCAAAUCGGUCGAUGGAUGGGUGAGGGCAAGGCCAAGGCAGUGAUUGAUACGGCAUACAAGUGGGAGGACGUCCCUUUGGCUUUCAGAAAAUUGAGGGAUGGACAUGUGAGGGGAAAUUUGGUUGUGCAUGUCGCGAACAGAGAUUGAUUGUGGAGGUGUGUUUGCGUUGUCGAAAUAUUC